GUCGAAACAUAUUUCGAGAUCGAAUUUACAUUCUAAUUUAAGAGAAUAUCGUUACAUAAAUUCUUCGAUAUCGUUUAAAAGUUGUAAUAUAAUUAAAAGGUUAGAAAACAAAACUACAGUGCAAUUCACCAAAACUAGUGAAUUUUCACCUGUUCAGACAAUUGCAUGUAAUAAUUAUUCUACAGCGACAGAACAUGUUUCUGUUUCGUCCGUUUCUUCCAAAUUAAACUAUAUUUCUCCAGAUCCGUUAAACAUAAAUAGUCAAUUAGUAAUUCUUCCCCAGCCUCGCUAUACUCCAAGAGAAGCGGGAAAAAUACAUUCCGGUGCCUUUUCAGAACACCUCGCUGUUUUACGAGCGUGCUUAAAAAUUGGUGAAAUAGAACGCGCCAGGCAUAUUUUAUCCAGUUUAAAUAAACAAUGUACAAACGAUGCGAAGCAAUAUCUAGACAUAAAGUUGCAUAACGAGUUUAUCGAAGCUUACUUGGAAGCAAAACCACCUAGAAUCAAUGAAGCUUUACAGUGGUUCGAUCAGUUGAAUUAUCAUGGACUAACCCCCGACUUGGCAACGUUUUCCAUUUUAAUAAGGGGUUAUCUGAGACUGGACUUAGAUUUGCUCGGAUAUUCGAUGCUAAAUGUUUUGGUAAAAGAAAUUGAGGAAGGUGGAUACUCAUUUGAACAAUUAAUUGAAAGUAAUUUAUUAUCCGACAAAGAAACUGAAAAAGUAUUACAUUUAUUACGAACAGAUCCAGAAUCAAAUACAGCAUCAAAAGAACUUUUAAAAAAAAUUGAAAAUGUUAUUGAGAAUCAGAAUCCUGUUUUAAAUGAAGAAUUAAGUUUAGAUGAGCCGGUUCCUACAAAGUCGUUUGGAGUAAAAAUUAUGAAAAAUGCUCUUUUAGCCAUUAAGGAAAGAGAAUUAGAUCUAGUUAAGCGACAAAUAAAAUUGGAAGAGAAUGCAUUACAAGCUGCUAUGGGACGUUGGAAACAUGAAAACGAGCAGCGUAAUCGAAAGGACAAACUUGCUGGUUUACAAAAGAAUGUAUUGAAAAAAUCGAUGUGGAUGUGGCACGAAAAGUUAACCCCUUUAAUUCAAGAGGAAUUGGAGAGAUGUAAAAACAAGGAAACAUUACUAACCGCUAUUACAAUAUUGGAAUUAUUGCGUCAACAUGGUGUAGGAGGAGUUAUUGAAGGAAUGAAAACCACCCGCGCUGUGCUUUCGAUUGGCAAAGCUGUUGAGAAUGAAUAUAAUUCAGAACAAUUAAAGAAGAAACAAAAUCGCAAUAGCGCGUUUAAAAAAGAUUUAAAUGUCCAUGAGCUUUUUUCAUCCGGAAAACUUUUCAAUAUGGCAAUCCGUCGAGAAGCGGCAAAAAUUGAGACAAAAGAUAUGGAAACGAAUUGGAAUCCGGAAUGGCCAAUAACCGUCAGAGCCAAAGUAAUAUCGAUUAAGUAUUCAAAUGCUUCUAUGUUGUUGGAAUGCGCAAAUAUUCCAACUACUACUAUUAAUCAUGAAACAAACGAGGAAAUUUGUAUGGAAGCACCCGCUUUCUAUCAUUCAUAUAUUCAACACAGAGGAAAAAGGAUUGGUGUUAUUAAGCUUAACCCACAAUUAAUUCAAUAUUUGUCAAAAGAACCUGUUAGAGAUAGUGUACAUCCACGAAUGUUACCAAUGUUAGUACAUCCAAGGCCUUGGUUGACUUUUAAUAGUGGUGGAUAUCUUACAUCCCCAAAUAUUCGAAAAAAAACGUGGAUUGAGAUUGGGAUUAAACUUCGACGCAUUAUUGAAAUUUGUUUAUUUCAAUCUUACUCAUGGAGUAAAUCUCAAUCACAAUCACCAUAUGCCAUGAGAGCAAAAGAUUGUCCCGAACAGUUAGCUUAUCUGCAAAAAGCAUCGGAAGAAGGAUACUUGGACCGUGUCUUCGCAGGUUUGGAUGUUCUGGGAUCCACGUGUUGGGUAGUCAAUAAGAAAGUAUAUAAAAUUGUUUUAGAAGUUUGGAAUAAAGGAGAGGCAUUAGGCAAAAUACCACCAGCCGAAAUAGAUUUAAAGGCUCCUGCUAAACCUGAAAAUUAUGAGACUGAGAUGCAUGCAAAAGUAAAAUGGUUUAAAGAGUGUAGAGCAAUUUCUCGUAAAAUAAGUAAUAACCAUUCUGAAAGAUGUACAGCAAAUUAUAAAGUCGAUAUUGCUGGUGCCUUUUUAAAUGAAACUAUGUAUUUUCCUCAUAGUCUUGACUUCCGAGGUCGUGCAUAUCCGAUACCACCACUGUUUAAUCACUUAGGAAAUGAUUUGUGUAGAGGCCUGUUGCUGUUCAAAGAAGCCAAACCAUUAGGUAAAAAUGGGUUGAAUUGGCUCAAGAUUCAAAUUGCCAAUCUAGUUGGGUUUGACAAAGCUUCUUUCGAAGACCGUAUAAAAUUUACAAACGAUCACAUUGAAGAUGUAAAGGAUUCUGCUAUAAAUCCUCUCAAUGGUAAAUGCUGGUGGAAAGAAGCCGAGGAUCCUUGGCAAUGUUUGGCAGCAUGUUUUGAAUUACAUGAAGCAUUGGAAUCUUCAGAUCCGGCAAAACAUCUAUCACAGAUUCCGAUACAUCAAGAUGGUACAUGUAAUGGAUUACAACAUUAUGCAGCACUUG
Funneliformis mosseae is the source of this 2621-nucleotide messenger RNA. The record is from the annotation of a GenBank genome assembly. Lineage: Eukaryota; Fungi; Glomeromycota; Glomeromycetes; Glomerales; Glomeraceae.